AUGAGCUACGGUCAUGGAUAUGGUGCGCCUUCGGGCUUGCAUUCGCAGGGAUCCUAUCCUGGCCUCCAGAUGUACCCGCAUCUGGCUGAGCGUGCCCAGCAAACUGCGUCGACGAGUGCCCACAGCGCCGAAGAUGGGAAUCAGUCUUCCUUCGACUAUCUCCGCACCGCGAUCCCCGGCCUGGGCCUUGGGUACGCCGCGAGCGGGCCGGUGCAAGCCCAGCAUACGGAGAACAGCUGGGCGGCCACGCCCUCGACCUCGCAGCGAACAGCUGCCGAUGCGGAGCCAACAGGUGCGAGUGCACCCGCACAGCUGGGCGGCCCUGCAGAUGGUGGGUCGGAGGAAGGCGAACUCAGUGACGGAGAGGUCGAGGACUUGUAUGAACCGCCCGAGGUCGGAAAUGACGAGACCCUUGCCAGCUGGCCGUACGGUGGUACAAACGUAGGCGAGCGCCUUGCGGCAGCGACGGAUCAGCCGCAAGCCCACAUUCACGCGGCCCGCGAACGUUCGGGCUCAUACUCUCCCCAUCUUUCACCCCGAGAAAUUGACCACACAAGCUCUUCAACCUCCUCUGCACUCCAAGGCAACUCUCCUGCACGCACUUUUCCAUCUGCGUCUUCUGCGCCGGAUGCGCUUGGGCCUAUUAAGAAGCAAGCCCAAGAGGCAAUCCUGCGCCUUUGGCCGCUCGACGUCCGGUAUCACAACUACCUCGACGCUGGCAUUGACAGCGUCGUAUUGCAAGCCCUCUUCAAGGACCUCGGCCUGGAGCUUCCAGCCACCCCAGCGGCAAGUAGCCAUUCGAAAACGGGCGGCCAGAUCCUGCCAGUGCCCGCAUCUGUUCGUGGAGGGGGUGGGAAGGGAAAAGAAAUGGCACUGGCUCCAGCAGCAGCUGCGAAAACGACGGACAAGUCCGAAGAACGCAAGGACCGGAUAGCCAGACUGCUGGCCGCGAAAGGCUCAAAGGCCAAAGCUCCGUCAACCAAGUCAGCUGCUGCACCACUGGCGGACAAUCAACCCGCAACCAUGAAGAAACUGUCUGAAAAGUCUAAGCUGCUUCAGAAGAAGAUGGAAGCGCUGAAGAAACAGCGAGAGGCUCUGGCGCAGACUCGCGUUCACCAGGCUGAAUCAGCUGUGUCAUCGGCCGCUCAUCAAGGCACGGAGGUGACCAUGGAUGACGGCGCAGCUGCUGCAGCAAUUAGCGGAGGCCCUUCAUCAUUCACAUCCCAAGCACCCGAGUCCGCAGAAAUGUCGGGCCAACCCUCACCGUCGUCGAUUCCUGGGCUGUUUCUCUCCACUCCCACUCCCGCUUUGCUGGAUCAAGCUGGCCAGUCUGGCUCAAUGACGCCCGGCACGGCCCGCAUGGCUGCAAAGGAGUCCCAUCGACCUUUCGGUCAGAAUAGGGAGUCGCGCCCUUUCUUGAUCCACGUCAGUGACGACGAGGACGACGAAAAUGACGAUGCAGAGAUGGAAAUCGACUCCCCUGGCAUUGUCGCGUCACCCGUCCCGCGCAGUGGCAUCCCUCCGCAUUCGGCCCCCACCAAACCGGCUGGCUUCCCCGUCCCAACCCGCGGUGCUCCAAGCCGUCGUUCAGCAUCGGCCUUGACUCCGGCGAGGAACUCAGGGACCAGCAGCGGUGGAGAGGAUCUGGACAGCAUGAACAAGAAAAUCGAAGCCAUGAAACGCAAGAUUGCAGAGGCAGAGGCGCGCAAGGCGAAGCGCUCCAGGCACACGUCGCCCGCUGCCUCGCAACACAACGGCAGCUCCCGCGGCGACAGCGUGGAGUCGUCGAGCACACCAGUGGAGGCGGUUACAGGAGGCGAGCUCACGAACGGCAGCCGCACUCCGCUCAGCGACUCAGCGAUGCAUGUGUCGCCGGCUUCCAUGCCUGCCGGCAGAACUGCACGAUUUGAGGGCGCCGGGUUUGCUUUGCCCGCAUCUGAGCGGCGUAGCCGUUCUCGUGUGGCCAGCGAGCGUCUUCCGCUUCUUGAGGCUCGCCGUAGGGAGCAGCUUCUCAAGUUGAAGACGUUGCAGGCGCAAAUCGCCGCCAUCGAGCAGGAGAUUGAAGAGAGCAAGGCUGAGGAGGAGAGGCUCAAAGAGGACUUGGUUAUGACUGAAUCAGACCAGGAGCCCGACCAGUCUGCGUCAACGUUCACGCCCCUAGCCGAUGCUCAGAAACGAUCCGUCCAGUCGCCGCAGCAGGCAAUCACGAACCAGACAGAUGUGUUCGGUGCCAUGAGCGAGGAGUCUGCGGUCUCCAGCAGCGACGUGCAAGCAUUGAUUGACGAGCAAUCAGCCGCGAUCAGCGCGCCGGUCGAUGCGCCCCAGCCUGUGGCACAAUCGAGCGGAAUUGACGAACUAUCUGGGGAUGAUACGGGCGCGACGGCGCAGGAGGCUAAAGAGGACGUUCGGAUGGGAGAAGACGAGCACGACGUGGACAUGGCAGAUGCAAGCGAAUCCCCGGAUGACGUCCCGGACAAUGAGUCGGAUGACUACGAGCCCCCCGACGCUGGCGCCGCCAAGGCGCAGGCUGCAGUCUCGCCCAGCCAGAGCCUCAGUGCUGCGGAGCAAGCGAUUGUGUCCUCAGCAGAGGAGAUUCAGCACGCGACGCCCGCGUCUUUGGCUGUUGAACAAGCCGUGCCGGCCCAGCCCGGCACCGCGAACGAGGCGGCAAGAGAAGCCAAACCCGAUGCCGUCAGCUCGUCGCCGUCCGCUGCACGCUCGACCUUUGUACCGUACGAAACGCCAUUGCAGUACUUCCACUCGUAUCGGUUCCAUCCCGGGUUCGGACAGACGGUGGCCGGUGGGCUCCGAUCUCUAACGUACAGCAAUAAGAUUGAUGCGCGCAGAGAGGUGUGCCCUGACCAGCUCGCUGGAAGACCAUGCCCUCGGGGCGAGAGGUGCGAGUUCCAGCAUUUCGAGACGAUGCGGGUAGCAGACGACCAGAUCCUACUCCAGCUGGGAGGCACAGGAAACUUUGACGAUGCGCAGAAGCAGCAGUACAUAGCGGGCCUGCGUGAGCUGCUGACAGACUUUCGGAACCGCAAGGUAAAAGACUUCAACACAAUCAGCCAGGGCAUCGUCGAGUAUCGGGCCCGCUUCCAGGGCGACAAGUCCAAGAUCUUGCCGCUCGGCAACGUCACCAUCUGA
Purpureocillium lilacinum is the source of this 3147-nucleotide messenger RNA. Lineage: Eukaryota; Fungi; Ascomycota; Sordariomycetes; Hypocreales; Ophiocordycipitaceae. The record is from RefSeq and is a predicted model, not a curated record.